GGAAUUACCUCCCGACUUCCUUACAAGCUACAGUCCAACAGCUCCGAAAUGGAGGACCUCUGCUUCUCACUCCCGUCAUCUUCGUGACUCUCUCUCUCUCACACACACACACACACAUCUUCACCUCCAUCGAAAAAAUACAUUCAUUUCCCCUUCUCAUGGUCUACUCUUUCUCUUGAGAUCUCUCUUCUGAUCGAAAUCAACCAAAACCAUCUUCAUAGCCAACAUGAAGACCUAAUCCCCUAAACUUUAAACCCAUUUCCCUACCUAAUCUUCUCGGAAACCUUAUUCCCUCUAAUUAUUCAAAAUCCACCAUCAUUAAGCCUCAAAAACCAAUAUUUAGAUCCUAAUGAAGCAGUCUUCGUCCUAUCACCCUCCUUCCUCUUCCAAAUCUGCCUCAGUUCUCCCCUACAAGACCUCCAAUAUCCGCGACCACUACAAGGUUGGCCGGAAGCUGGGCCAGGGGCAGUUCGGCACCACAUUCCUCUGCGUCGACAAAUCCGACGGCAAAAAGUACGCCUGCAAGUCCAUUCCUAAGCGGAAACUCCUUUGCAGAGAAGACUAUGAAGACGUUUGGCGCGAGAUCCAGAUCAUGCACCAUUUAUCCGAGCAUCCCCAUGUAGUAAGGAUCAAAGGUACCUAUGAAGACACGCUCUUUGUACAUUUGGUGAUGGAGUUGUGCGGAGGCGGGGAGUUGUUUGAUAGGAUCAUACAGAAGGGGCAUUACAGCGAGAGGAAAGCGGUGCAGCUCAUCAAGACUAUGGCUGGCGUUGUGGAGGCUUGUCACUCCCUUGGUGUGAUGCAUCGGGAUCUCAAGCCGGAAAACUUCUUGUUUUCUAGCACCGAUGAGGAUGCGCCGCUCAAAGCUACGGAUUUUGGUCUCUCAGCGUUCUACAAGCCAGGUGAAAUGUUUUCUGAUUUAGUGGGGAGUCCUUACUAUGUUGCCCCUGAAGUACUACUUAAAAAUUAUGGUCCAGAAGCAGAUGUAUGGAGUGUUGGAGUGAUUUUGUAUAUUUUGUUAAGUGGGGUUCCACCAUUUUGGGCAGAAACGGAAGCGGGGAUCUUCAAACAGAUUUUAGAAGGGCCGUUGGAUUUUGAAUCUGAACCAUGGCCCAGCAUAUCCGAUAGUGCUAAAGAAUUGAUAAAAAACAUGCUGAAUCGAGAUCCAAAACUAAGGUUUACAGCUCACCAAGUUCUUUGUCACCCAUGGAUUGUUGAUGAUACAGUAGCACCUGAUCGGCCAUUGGAUUCUGCUGUUGUUUCACGCCUGAAGCAUUUUUCUGCAAUGAAUAAGCUUAAGAAGUUGGCACUACGUGUCAUAGCAGAACGCCUGUCAGAAGAAGAGAUUGGUGGACUAAAAGAAUUGUUCAAGAUGAUUGAUACAGAUAACAGUGGAACCAUAACAUUUGAUGAGCUAAAAGAUGGCUUGAGAAGGUUUGGCGCUGAACUGACAGAACAUGAGAUCCAGGCUCUCAUGGAUGCUGCUGAUAUAGACAACAGUGGCACAAUAGAUUAUGGUGAAUUUCUUGCUGCUACUUUGCACUUGAACAAGUUGGAGAGAGAGGAAAACCUGGUAUCUGCUUUCUCCUACUUUGACAAAGAUGGAAGUGGCUAUAUAACCAUUGAUGAGCUCUCACAAGCAUGCAAAGAUUUUGGACUCAUUGAUGCCCACCUUGACGAAAUGAUCAAAGAGAUAGAUCAAAACAAUGAUGGGCAGAUAGAUUAUGCUGAGUUUGUUACAAUGAUGAGGAAGGGCAAUGGCGCAGUUGGUAGGAGGACCAUGACUAGCAGUUUGUGCUUUCAUUUGGGUGAUGCUUUUAGAGCUGCAGACAAUUAAAUACGCAGAAGGCUUAUGUUUCAAUAGUUUUAUUGUUUGGAUGAUUCCAGCGAGUUCUUUUGUACUGCUUCAUGGAUUGAAAUCUAUAGUUGAAAUUAGAGGAAACUCUUUCUUCAGUUA
Molecule: messenger RNA, 1957 nt
Organism: Dendrobium catenatum
Lineage: Eukaryota; Viridiplantae; Streptophyta; Magnoliopsida; Asparagales; Orchidaceae
Product: calcium-dependent protein kinase 24-like
Exons: 7
Coding region: 350-1837 (495 amino acids)
Biological process (GO): peptidyl-serine phosphorylation; protein autophosphorylation; intracellular signal transduction
Cellular component (GO): nucleus; cytoplasm
Molecular function (GO): ATP binding; calcium-dependent protein serine/threonine kinase activity; calmodulin binding
Source: RefSeq, a predicted model, not a curated record